This is a messenger RNA of Nannizzia gypsea CBS 118893, 2670 nucleotides long. RefSeq lists its product as hypothetical. The transcript has a single exon. NCBI's taxonomy places the organism in Eukaryota, Fungi, Ascomycota, Eurotiomycetes, Onygenales, Arthrodermataceae. The record is from RefSeq and is a predicted model, not a curated record. Bases 1 to 2670 code for a protein of 889 amino acids.
AUGGCCUGUAUCUUUGGUCCUGGUGGAUCCUCGCCUGACACGAUGAGCCCAAGGAUGCCGGCUGCCACGCCCCCAGAUCUCAUAUUCAGCGACGGCGAUGAAGGAGGGCAGCCGUCGACGAUGAGGCACUCACAGCUCUCUACCUUCGAACGCGUUCUCUCGACCCAUCCGCCUAUCCUCGAAUCGUUCCUCCUACAGACCCCAACCGAAUCUAUCCUACAGCUCUACCACACUUCCUCAUACCUCCGAUCUUUCCUCAAAUCAUACCCGACAGCAUGGCAGUAUCUCUCAUUCCGACUUCUCUUGCCUUCCAGCACGCAGGUUCGCCCGCUAGUUGGAGCUACAGACUCGCAGGGAAACCAGCGCCAGUCCCGGCCCUACGCACUCGACCAACUACUUCUUCACGUCAUCGUACCCUUCAGCCCGUCUCUCCGCAGUCUAGACCUGGAUAAUACCGCCGUAUCCGGCCAAAAUCUCAUUUCGAUCGUCCUCAGCGCACGUAGGGAUACGCUUGAGCAUAUCUCUGUUCGGGGCUGCAAAAACGUGUCUCUCAAAUAUCACAUCAUUCCCUACUUAACCAUGUUUGGGCUCCAGUAUGAUGCAGACACCACAAACCCACUCGGCCCUUCGUCGAAAGUGAAACGUCUUGCUAUCAAAAGUCUUUACACCUACCGUUGCCGCCACCACAGGAGACGCCCAUACUUGACCUCGUCCCUGCUUAGAAGAGACUCCGACUCCGAACCAACCCAUGAACUCGUCAAUCUUUGCCAUAAACUCGGUAUAUGGACUGAUACUGCUUGGUGUACCACUCCCGCUGGACGUUGUUUUCGAAGGCGAGGCUAUGUGGCUAUGAGGGUGCCACAAGGCAGCCCUGAGGUUUGGGUUGUAUUUGACCGGUUAUGGAGGUCAAAGAACUGGAUUGGCGCAUCCGGAGACAGUAGUGAACCUCCAAAACGAGACGGCCGACUAUGGGAGCAUGACGAAACUGGCCAUUCCGGCGAGCCACUAGGGACUGUUGGUGCCCAGAAAUACGGAGAGGGAAAGACAGUCCCAACCCACCUUCGCAGUAGUCAUAAACGAUUCGUGGACGACAUAAAAUGCGAUUCUUGUCUCGAAAAAAUACAUGAGAGAUGUGAGCAAUGCAGCGUCUUGAUGCACUGUGUUGGAUGCCGGAAAACUCUCUGUUACAGCUGUGCAUACGAUACUCCCUACCCGCGAAGAAAGUCAGUACCUGUUGGUGAAUCAGCUGGGGAGGCAUUUUGGUGGGCUCCAGGAGCAACCAUAUCUCCCUGUGCGAUGCAGGAGCCUUUCCAACAAGCCAUUGGUCCUAAUGCGGCUAACAAUCAGAAUGGAAUGGCGAACUCGCCCGUCUACCCAAACCUAAAGCUCCAUUGGUGCUGCACUGAGCCCAUGUUCACUGGUGGUGGCGGAAUAACACUUGGAGUUGCCGGUCGUGAGGUUGAUAGGGUACGAGCUGCUCCGCUUCCGCGUGGGCAAGGAUGGGAAGACCCCGAGUACUCAUCGAACGAAUGGAGCAAGAAUUUUCCAAAGUACGCAUACGGAGACCCGAAGAAACCCGACUACACUCUUGCCGAAGGCCACACUGAAAUGAUGCGCUGGCUCUUAGGCCCAUCAAGCUGUCAAGUUUCAAGUUGCCCUCGCAAUUUGUGUCAGGACUGUUUUGAUUCGCCCCAAUGGAAAGUUCAUUGCAAGAGUUGCUCAAAGCCCUUAUGCAUGGAGCAUGAUUUACGGGGGUUACGUCUUCGAAUAUGUGGCUAUCGAGACCUUCUACUUGAAAAACUUGCCAUUGGGGAUGGUCGGACGCCUGCCUCGUCUGCUGCUUCGGCAACUUCUCCUGCCAGGCCUGCCUUGUCAACCUCGGCCUCGUAUGCGCCUCUGAGACUUGCUCCCCCUGAACAGAGCCAUGGUGGUGCUUCAAGUAGCAACAACCCUCUACCAAAUGAAACAAACUCUUCAAUUCCAGCGACAGCAGCCAUGAAAGCCACGGAUAAUCAAAAUGCGGACCCAGCUUCCUCAUCGACAUCUAACAACCAUACCCGUUCUUCCACACCCGCCUCUGUUUACUUUGAAGCAGCACCACAGUCGCGUAAAUGGCUUGGCUGCCAGUCGUUCUUCUGCCCUCAAUUCCGGGCUGCCGGAGAUCACCGCCAGCGUUGUACAAGCGUCCUGAGCGAAUGUACUUCCUGCUCUGUCCACGUUUGCCAAGAUUGCGUCGACGAGAAUCCACCGUGUACCUGCUCGUAUUGUGAUUUGAACUAUCUCUGUCCGAACUGUUAUGUGACCAAGGAGCAAGACGGCACAUGUCGUCGACUUGAAGAGGAGCGAGCAAGGCGAGAUGAGAAACAGAAACGCGACCUGGAGAUGUUUGAAGUUGCUCUCGAACGCAACCUUGCAAACGAAGUUGCUGGAUAUGCUGGGCAGUUCUUCAGCCAAUUAUACCACACCGGGGAGCCUGUUCACAUGUCUGAACAACCGACGGAGGCCGUUGAUGAAGCGCCCCCUUCCUUGACUCAGCUAGACGGGGCCACCAAUAGUCACCCUCCAGCCCAUGCAGGCGCUUCCGAGCAUGCUGCCACUUAUGAUGAUGAUGACAACGGUCCGGCAGGCAGCGGGUCAGAACAUACUGAAAUCCUGGGUGACGAUGCUUAA